Messenger RNA from Apiotrichum porosum, 1944 nucleotides. Its product is annotated as Lysophospholipase 1. The record is from RefSeq and is a predicted model, not a curated record. Gene Ontology annotation, molecular function: A2-type glycerophospholipase activity. Gene Ontology annotation, biological process: glycerophospholipid catabolic process. The coding region runs from base 1 to 1944 and encodes 647 amino acids. Gene Ontology annotation, cellular component: cytosol. NCBI's taxonomy places the organism in Eukaryota, Fungi, Basidiomycota, Tremellomycetes, Trichosporonales, Trichosporonaceae. The transcript is spliced from 3 exons.
AUGCUCCCCCUCUCCGUCGCCUUUACGCUCCUGGCCGCCCUCGGUGGCCGUGAGGUCGCCGCUGUCCGUGCCGUCUCUGAGCAGGACUUUGCGCUCCGCAACACCGCCAUCGAGAAUGCCAAGCGUGCCAUUGGCAACUCGCUCGUUCGCCGCCUUGACGCUACCGACUAUGCCCCUUACCAGGUCGACUGCCCGGCCAACGUCACCUGGGUCCGCCCUGCCAGCGGCCUCGCCGACGGCGAGACCAAGUACCUCGCGGACCGUGCGGCACAGAUUGACAGUGCCGUCAAGACCCUCACUUCGCAGGUCGGCCUCAACGAGCCCGCGCGUCGUCCCGUUAUCGGCCUUGCGCUCUCGGGCGGUGGUUACCGUGCUACCAUCAACACCCUUGGUCAGACCCAGGGCCUCAUGGCCAACAGCCCCGAGGCCCAGGCUGCCGGUACUGCUGGCUGGCUGGAUGCCGUGUCGUACAUGACUGGUCUGUCUGGUGGUUCGUGGGCUGUCGGCUCAAUCAUGGCCAACGGCGGUGCGCUGCCCUCAGACCUCGCCAAGGACGUCUGGAACCUCGCCGAGUCGUUCAUCUACCCGACCAGCACCAACAUUACCACCUACUACAGCGAGCUCUUCUCUCUGGCUGCCGCCAAGCAGGCUGCGGGCUUCCCUGUCCAGGUCACCGACGUCUACGGUCUCGCUCUCGGCGAGCACCUGCUCCCUACCAAGUGGCGCAUGGCCGGAACGCCCAACAUCACCUUUUCGCAGCUCCUGUCCGAGGUCGCCGAGCUCCAGAACGCUAGCCUGCCGUACCCCAUCAUCACUGCCGUCGGCCUCGAGGACCCCGCCGCCUCCGGCAACAUCACCUCGGUCGUCUGGGAGUUCUCGCCUCACGAGUUUGGUUCGUGGUCGCUCGGCACCGAGUCGAGCAUCGAGGGCUACUUCACCCCCAUCGAGUACCUCGGCUCGGGUGUCAGCGCCGGUGCCUCCAACGGCACUUGCUACAAGGGUCUCGACCAGCUGACCUUUGUCAUGGGUACCUCUGCGACUCUGUUCAACGAGAUGGCCGCGUCUGGCAUCAGCAUCACCGCUCUCCUGAGCGCCACCGCUGAGGAGCUCGCCAUCUUCAACAACGUCACCGAGAACGUCUCCACCAUCCCCAACCCCUUCGUCGGCGAGUCUCUCGUUGCCAACACUGUUGCCGACGAGUCGACCCUCACCCUCGUUGACGGUGGUGAGAACGACCAGACCAUCCCCAUCUCGCCCCUGCUCGCCAAGGACCGUGCUGUUGACGUUAUCGUCGCGUUUGACUCGGCUGGUGACACCGCCACCACGUGGCCCGACGGAGCGUCGAUGCUCGCCACUUACGAGGCCGCCGUCGCCGAGGCCCAGUGGACCAACUCGACCCCCAGCUUCCCCGAGGUCCCCAGCACCAACACGUUCAUCAACCUUGGCCUCAACACCCGCCCCACCUUCUUUGGCUGCAACUCGACCGACACCCCGCUCGUCAUCUACGUGCCCAACUACCCCUGGCUGUACAUGUCCAACACGGCCACUCUGCAGCUCGCGUACCCCAACGCGUCGGCCGUCGCGCAGCUCGAGAGCACCCAGAUGUCCAUGACCCUCAACGGCACCGUCGCCGCGUGGCCCACCUGCCUCGCGUGCGCCUUCACCGACCGCGCAAACUACACCACCGCCUCGAACCGUUCCGCCGACUGCACCAAGUGCUUUGACGCCUUCUGCUGGGACGGUACCACCAACGACACCACCCCGGCCGCAUACAACGUCUCGGUCGGCGUCCCCGAGUUUAUCAAGAACCUCAACCUCACUCUUGGCGGCUCGUCGUCCGACUCCUCCACCACCACCAGCAAGAGCGCCGCCGUCGGCCGCCAGACCGGCAAGCUCGCCGUCGCCGCUGGUGUCGUCGCUGCCGGCCUCGCCCUCGUCAUGUAA